Messenger RNA from Cuscuta campestris, 1254 nucleotides. The record is from the annotation of a GenBank genome assembly. NCBI's taxonomy places the organism in Eukaryota, Viridiplantae, Streptophyta, Magnoliopsida, Solanales, Convolvulaceae.
CGAUAAACCCCCCACCCAUUCUAGUAUUGUAAAUGAGAGUUUAUUGCAGCGUCCCCCCUCGUGGUUUCCUAUAUGUUCAUCGGUGCCCCCUCUACUUUAAAAACUUACUCCAUUCCCCCUUCAUUUUAAAAAACCCUACAUCAAUGCCCCUUUAGCCGGCACAGUUAACCGAACUAAACUCUGUUGAUAUUUCACAGCCUCCACCCAAAUCUGUCUGAACUCUUGAUGCGCCGUUUCCUCCACAAAGAUGAAUGAUAUUGUGUGUAAUAUUGAUAUGGGGGGUGUUGAGAUUCAAGACUUUGGUCUUCUUAAUGAAGACAAUGAUGGUGAUGGGAACGAAACAGAGGUUGAAGAAGUUGGUGACAAUAAUGAAGAGAAUACAUAUGAUGUUCGUUUUGAUCAAGUUCUUGAAGCGGAGGAGGGACUUGCAGAUGUCCCUGAAUUUUUCUUUGAAGAUGUUGAGGGUUCUGAUGAGGAAGAUAUUCUUGUUGAGGUUGACACUUACAAUCAAGUGUAUGCUAAUAUCAUUCACCCUGUUCCUGGUCCACAUGACUUUGUGAGAACCCCUUAUGUACAACUUCUCCCUCCUACUGUGAAGAGGGCACCUGGUAGGCCAAAAACGAAGAGGAGAAAGACACCUGAAGAACAUGAAGAUGAAAAGAAGUCUACUAGGAGAGGACUAACACUGCAUUGCUCAAUUUGCGGGGAUGGUGGACAUAAUAAAAGGAGUUGUAAAGCCACAAGAAAUGCACCAAAACAAAGCAACCAAGCACAACCAGGACAAGGAAGCAAUCAGCACAACCAGUUUACAGUUGCAUCUAGCCCGCCAACACAGGAAUCACAAAUUUCUAGACUUACCAACCAGGUGCAGACAUCAGUUGUAACAUCAGUUGUAUAUCCUUCACAUACAUCUAUGAAAUGCAUGCAUAUUUUGCAACUUGUGAGUAAACCACCCAAAACUACCAAAAGAGUUGCACCACUAAAUGCUAAAAAAGGCACUGCAUCAACUAGCAGAGGUAGGAUUCACAACAGUUCCAGGAGCAAUGCAUUGACUACUUGGCUCCCUAGUACACAUCCAGGCUGAGAGCAUCCAUCAACAAAUCCAAGAGCUUCAACUUCAACAACUCUAGACUCAAAGUGAAUAUAAAUCAGAAUGUUGAAUUUGUAGCUUUAAACUUUGUUUUGCUAGUAUUUUUUAAGUAUCUUGAUACUGUGUGUUUUGGGAGGUUUUAAAGUAGCUUUUUGUGGUCCAUU